AUAAGACCGGUACAGUUGUUUACGAACGUUCAAUCGCGCCGAAGCGAAACUGCCCGUUAAAAGUUCCGUAAAUCCACGAGCUUCUUCAAAUCAACAAAAUCCUAUUCAGAUUUAAUAUUUCUUUGAAAUGUGAAAUCCAUAACUUUGUGUAAUUACGAGCACAAGUAUUAAGCUGCGUUGCGCAUCGUUUACGAAUGCUUCACGAGACGUCAAACGAGACGUUUCGUAUACAGUGAAUGUACUUCGCAAUUUCUAUGCGUUUAAAUUUUACAUUCGAUCGAACGUGCAGUCGUGGCUUCGCACCCACCUGUUGAGCCGUUGCAAAUACGUACAUGGCCCGAUCGUAGACGUGUCAUGUGACACAAAAUUCUAAUAGCGGAGGAAAAAAUUGUCCGUUCGUUGGAAUAAUGGAAGGUUGUAUCGAUAUGCGACUUCUAAUGAUUUGUGUAUUCUGAUGAAGCUAUAUACUGAAGUGGUCCAAGAUGAUAUGGCUUUUGUUCUUUGUUCUUCACGGAACACUAGCCAAUAAUAACAUGAUGAGAGACUUAGGGAUGAAAGAGUAUUUUUUGAUAAAAGCAAAAUCGUCGUUACCACAGCAUGGAAAAUGCUGGCACGCCGCGCUGCAAGCACUGGAAGGCAGCUGCGACAAGUUCAACGAUCAGGAACAUUCCCUUCUCGCCUUGCACUUGGCGAACUGUUUUCUAGAGGAUUCCGGUCACGCGACCUACGACUGCCAUCUGAGUCAAUCGGAAGAAGAGCGGCGGCAAUGCAUCAAUGGCAUGGCAGACAGAGCGUUCAGUGUUUACAGGGAAUUCUACACCCAUGCAACUCACAUUUGUUUCUUCUUGAAUCACGAGGCGUGGCAAGCCGAGGUUGACAAUACUAUAAAAUUAUUGUUUCAAGUAUCUUCACGAAUGAAGGAUCAACUUUUAGAAGCGUCGGAGAUGCAGGGCGUGAUACUAAAUAGUCAGAAGGAGGGCUUGCGCAUUCAAAACGAGCUUCUAGACCACGGCAAGGAACUUGGAACGGUAUUAAAGACCUCAUCCGAGACAGUUAACAAUAUGGUGUCGGAUUUCAAGGAGUCAGCCAAAGAUCAGAAGGAACUGCUUUAUGAGAUUUUUUCUUACAUGCGAGCUUUUCAAAGUUGGAUCAUUGGGGAAGUGUCCUGGAUUCAAUCCAUCAUAUUUUACAUCGUCAGCUGUAUUCUUUGCGCACUGUUCAGUUCGUCUAGAAGAACUGCGGACGCAAGAGUUACACUUUUUACUAUUCUAAGCUUAAACAUAGUAGCUGAGAGGGUACUGGUCCAGUAUUAUAAUAAUAUCGUACAUCAGUCUUCAGAAGACAAGGCACAACUGUUAAGUACGACCUGGUUAUACAGGAAAGUUGCCAUAACGCUUUGCGCCAUAACAUUGUUCUACACAUCUUAUUGUUACAAAGACGGGCAGCUAGAGAAUCAGAAGGCUUUACGAAGAAUCGAGCAACAGCUGGAUGUCAUAGAGAAAAUCACAACGAUCUCGAAUUCUCAACCGAUUCAGUUAACAACCGAGGAGAGCCUGCAGUACAUCAGGAAAUCCCUGAAAUCGGAGGACAUGGAUCACCUAGAAGGGACUCACUUCGACAUACACGUUCCACACACAUUUGUUAUUCUCGGAGCAUCUGGUGACCUCGCCAAGACGAAGAUCUAUCCGACUCUCUGGUGGCUGUUCCGAGAUAAUCUCCUCCCAAAACCCACCGCCUUCGUUGGUUACGCUAGGAGCAAGUUCACGCGAGAGAUGAUACGCAAAAAAUGCGAUCCGUACAUGAAAGUUAAAUCGAAUGAGACUGAAAAAUAUGAAGUAUUUUGGAAGCUGAAUAGUUACGUUGCUGGUUCAUACGACACGCGAGGAGACUUCGAGUUAUUGAAUCAUGAAAUAGAAAAGUAUGAACAAGGAAAGACCGCACACAGGAUAUUUUACUUGGCACUACCACCAAGUGUGUUCGAAGAUGUCACGGUGCACAUCAAAGCAGUCUGCAUGGCACCGAAAGGCUGGACGAGAGUAAUAAUCGAGAAGCCGUUCGGCCACGAUGCUACCUCGUCGCAGAAGCUCUCUGAUCAUUUGGCAUCGCUGUUCAGAGAAGAGCAGAUUUAUCGUAUCGAUCAUUAUCUCGGCAAGGAGAUGGUACAGAACCUGAUGACCCUGAGAUUCGGAAAUCGCGUAUUUAACCCGACGUGGAAUCGGGACAACAUUGCCUCGGUGCAGAUCACUUUCAAGGAACCGUUCGGUACGCUAGGCAGGGGCGGCUACUUCGAUCAGUAUGGGAUCAUCAGGGACGUGAUGCAGAAUCACCUGCUGCAGAUAUUAUCCCUGGUAGCCAUGGAGAAGCCUACGUCGUGCCAUCCGGACGACAUUCGAAACGAAAAGGUGAAGGUACUGAGAUGUAUCAAGGAGCUGCAGCUCGACCAGGUGGUACUCGGCCAAUACAUCGGCGAUCGGGGGAAGGCGGAGGAUUUGGCCGCGUAUAAGGGCUACCUGGAGGAUCCCACCGUACCAUCUGGGUCUAAAACGCCGACAUUCGCGUUAGCAGUGUUAAAGAUAAAUAACGAGAGAUGGGACGGAGUUCCGUUUAUUCUCAGAUGCGGGAAAGCUCUAAACGAGCGGAAAGCGGAAGUUCGAGUGCAGUAUCAAGAUGUGCCGGGUGACAUCUUUGACGGGAGAGCGAAGAGGAACGAGAUGGUGAUAAGGGUACAACCGGGCGAAGCGCUUUACGUUAAAAUGAUGACGAAGUCUCCUGGCAUCACGUUUGAUAUAGAAGAAACGGAGUUGGAUCUCACUUACGACAGUAGAUAUAAGAACUUGAAACUGCCAGAUGCUUAUGAAAGAUUAAUCCUGGAUGUAUUUUGCGGAUCUCAAAUGCACUUUGUGCGAAACGAUGAGCUGCAAGAAGCGUGGCGAAUAUUCACGCCGUUGCUGCAUGAAAUCGAAGAGAAGAAGAUACAGCCGAUUCCGUAUGUGUAUGGAUCGCGAGGACCGAUAGAAGCUGACGAUAUGGCGAGGAAGAACAAUUUUGUUUACUCUGGUUCAUACAAAUGGGUGGAGCAACAAUGAUGCUGACAUUCUGAGAAAUUUGGGAAGAUUUAUUUAAAGACACAAUUUUGUACUGCAACAUUCCUAAAACUUUCCAACAAAUGGUUAUUCUAACUUUUAUAAAAUUUUUGUCAAAUUUAUAUGUCAUUUUUUACCUUUUCUAUAACGUUUACAUACAGUCGAUUUCGCUUCAACGAUCUCGGUUCAGAGAUGCAAUUCUUCCUCCAUCAUUGUUAUUAGCAUUUCGGUAAAAAUAAAUAUAUCGGAGUUCCUGUACUUAGAUUGGUUUUAUUAAAUCUUGACAAUCGAAACAGUUUGGUGCCAAUCGCGAUAUACUCUGUACAAGUAUUUUCAAUAAAUUCAUAACUUAUACAGCACUAGA
Molecule: messenger RNA, 3447 nt
Organism: Ooceraea biroi (clonal raider ant)
Lineage: Eukaryota; Metazoa; Arthropoda; Insecta; Hymenoptera; Formicidae
Gene: Zw
Product: glucose-6-phosphate 1-dehydrogenase Zw
Biological process (GO): glucose metabolic process; pentose-phosphate shunt, oxidative branch
Cellular component (GO): cytosol
Molecular function (GO): NADP binding; glucose-6-phosphate dehydrogenase activity
Source: RefSeq, a predicted model, not a curated record